AUGGAUUCUACAGAAAAACAGAAUAUCAAAAGUAUUGAUGAAAUUAUAGUAAAAUCUUUGAACAAUGAAGAAUUGCAAGAGUUUAACAGAAUUUAUUAUGGACGAGUAGAUCAACACCAUCUUGCCUUAAAAGAAUCUAGUAUGAAAUUGGCUGCUUCGAACCAUUUUGAAAUUUCGGGAUAUGAUUUUCCGGGGCGUUUAGAGGAAACAAGAUCUCCUAGAAAAAUUAGGAUUGGUGUUAUACAGCAUUCUAUUGCAAUUUCCACAAAUAAACCUAUAAAGCAACAAAGGGAGGCAAUAUUUAAUAAAGUUUCAAAGUUAAUAGAUGCAGCUGGUGAAGAACGUGUGAAUGUUUUAUGUUUACAGGAAGCUUGGAGCAUGCCAUUCGCGUUUUGUACCCGUGAAAAGACUCCUUGGUGUGAAUUUGCUGAAAAUAUUACAGAUGGUCUUAGCACACAAUUUCUCAAACCUUUUGCCAUUAAGUAUAAGAUGGUUAUUAUAUCACCCAUUCUGGAAAGAGAUGAGUUGCGAGGAGAUCUUAUUUGGAAUACUGCUGUAGUUAUAAAUGAAAAGGGAAUAGUAAUGGGUAGCCAUAGAAAAAAUCAUAUCCCUAGAGUUGGUGAUUUUAAUGAAUCAACAUAUUAUUUUGAAGGCAACACUGGCCAUCCUGUCUUUGAUACAAAAUAUGGAAGAAUUGCUAUUAAUAUUUGUUAUGGAAGGCACCAUCCCUUAAACUGGUUAAUGUUUGGACUUAAUGGUGCUGAAGUAGUCUUUAAUCCAUCUGCUACUGUUUCGGGUUUAAGUGAACAUCUUUGGGCAAUUGAAGCAAGAAAUGCUGCUAUAGCCAACAGUUAUUUUACAUGUGCUGUAAACAGAGUUGGAACAGAAGUUUUUCCAAAUGAAUUUACAUCUGGAGAUGGAAAACAAGCUCAUAAUGAUUUUGGGCAUUUUUAUGGUUCUAGCUAUGUCACAGCACCUGAUGGUACUAGAACUCCAAGCUUGUCAAGAACCAUGGAUGGUCUAUUAAUUUCACAGAUUGACUUGAACAUGUGUCGGCAAAUAAAAGACAAAUGGGGAUUCGCUAUGACACAGCGAUUAGACAUGUAUGCUAGAAGUUUGUCUAAUUAUGUUGAUGGCAAAGAACUACAAUUAGUUAAGGAUAAAUAA
Pieris macdunnoughi is the source of this 1167-nucleotide messenger RNA. Lineage: Eukaryota; Metazoa; Arthropoda; Insecta; Lepidoptera; Pieridae. The record is from the annotation of a GenBank genome assembly.